Dicrocoelium dendriticum is the source of this 642-nucleotide messenger RNA. The record is from the annotation of a GenBank genome assembly. Lineage: Eukaryota; Metazoa; Platyhelminthes; Trematoda; Plagiorchiida; Dicrocoeliidae.
AUGUGCCGGGGCUCCUAUGUGGCGGAGAAAUCCCAGGCUCCCUUCUGUCACUCGGAUGAACUAUGCAGUGUCGCGUACGGAGACGACGAGACGUUUAGUGCUCCUUGCCCCGAACUGACGCGGUGUGAUCCUGUUGUAUACGCCGCUCUGGAGCCUGCCACACUUUUUAGUCUGAAGAAGCUGGAUCAUGCACUACAGUGCAUGCAACGCGAAGACCCCAGUUUCACUGCCAAACUAAACCAAGAAACUGGUCAAUGGAUUGUGCGCGGAAUGGGGGAUUUGCAUCUAGAAGUCAUUUUGUCCCGCUUGAAACGCGAAUACAAGGUAGAUGCCCGGCUCGGCCCACUCUUGAUUGCCUACAAAGAGUGUCCUGCGUUUCAUACUGCCUCAUACACCGGGAUCAGUUCUGAUGGUUUCGGUUCUGCGACCGGUUUUUUGAAUGGAACGAAGAAGACAGUUGUUGCAGCUGUUACCAUUGAGUCUUCCUCUGUUUUUAAUCCACAGGUGAGGGAUAGUAGCUCUUUACAUGCCCGGUCACUCGCCUCUCUCUGUGCUGUCGUUUAUACGUUCAAUUUCUUAUGUACAUGUCCCUUGGUCACUUUGUCCUGUAUACGAAGCACCCGAAGAAGCGGUUUCCGAUGA